Molecule: messenger RNA, 1156 nt
Organism: Ochlerotatus camptorhynchus
Lineage: Eukaryota; Metazoa; Arthropoda; Insecta; Diptera; Culicidae
Product: histidine-rich glycoprotein-like
Exons: 4
Coding region: 1-990 (329 amino acids)
Cellular component (GO): extracellular matrix
Source: RefSeq, a predicted model, not a curated record
AUGCAACGCUCCGUCAAAAGGAUAAAGCUUCUUAAGCUGUGCCGCUGUUUGCUGCUGCUAGUCAUUGCCAUAGUGGUGACGAACGCCAAACCUGAAGCACCAGUUAACUCCUAUCUACCGCCGGCGCAUGGUCACAAUGGGAAUGGGUAUCACGAUGACCAUCAUCACCACGGCGACGGAGAUCAUCACCACAAUGGCGACCAUCAUACGGAUUUAGUUCCUCCCUCGUCGAGCUACGGCACACCGGACAGUAGCUACGGGCCUCCGAACCAUCAUUCCGGGUUCGAUGAUCACCACGAUCAUCACGAGCACCAUGAUCAUCACGACGACAAUCAUGAUUCGUUUGAGGACGAACCGGCAAAGUAUGAGUUCACCUAUGAAGUUGAUGACGAGGAUUCGGAUUUGUCCUUUGGACACGAAGAGAUGCGAGAUGGAGACUAUACCACCGGAAAGUACAACGUUCUGCUUCCCGACGGUAGACGGCAGAUCGUGGAAUACGAAGCCGACCAGAAGGGAUACCGUCCGAAGAUCACCUACGAAGGCGGCGACGAGCAUCCCCACCACCAUGACCAUCCGCACCAGCACCACCACGAGGGACAUGAUGGCUACCCGCAUGAGUCGCCCCACAAUCAGCUGGGCUAUCCGAAGGAGUCGCACCAUGACUUCGAGCACGGUCACGAGAACGGGCACAGCCGAGCGGACCACGGCAUUCACGAUCACCACGAUGGGCAUCAUGGUUACGAUAGCAAUGCUCAUGAGCAUCACGGCCACAAUGGCAAUGGGGGACACUCGCACGACAACGGACAUCACCAUCGGCGCCACUCUGGCGAUGGACAUGGGCAUGGGCACGGACACAACGGAGGCAAUAAUGGUGGGGGACACAAUGGGCACAACGGUAAACAUCACCGUCGUGGUGCGAACGGAAACGGCGGCGUGGGCGGUCAUCACAACAACGGAGGAUCGGGACAUCGUCACAAUGGUUAUCACUAGACCCUAGGAGCUCGAUCGAGUGCAAUUCGGCGCGACUUGGGAGGAUUAUCGAGGAAGAGGCUCAACCUAUAUGCUGCGAAGGCAUUCAUUUAAUCACAAUUAGUACAAAUUAGCGUGUUUGUAUAUUUAUUCCUUUUCAACGAUGCAUUUAACAUUUAUUCAAGCC